Molecule: messenger RNA, 3468 nt
Organism: Toxoplasma gondii ME49
Lineage: Eukaryota; Apicomplexa; Conoidasida; Eucoccidiorida; Sarcocystidae
Product: GTP-binding protein lepA, putative
Exons: 12
Coding region: 126-2546 (806 amino acids)
Biological process (GO): positive regulation of translation
Cellular component (GO): mitochondrion
Molecular function (GO): GTPase activity; mitochondrial ribosome binding; GTP binding
Source: RefSeq, a predicted model, not a curated record
CUUUUUUUCAGGUAUCCGAAGCUCUGUCUGUUGAGUGCCGACUCCUGUUUCUUUGGAUUUCCCGCGCAUGCAGGCAUAUAUGCUGGCAGAUCGCCGUUCUCCAUUUUCUCGCCCUGAGCGCGAGCAUGUGUCGAGAGUUUUUCCUUCGCCUGCGGUCACCGCCUUUUUCGGACCUGAGAAGCACACAACUUCCUAUUAAAGUUCCUUUCCGGCCUGCCUGCGUUUCUCUGAGGGGCUCUCAAGCCCCAGAGCUGCCCAGGAGGUCGCCGGGACUUCUUGUUGACGCAGCACGCUGGAGAGAAGUCUCCCGUUCUCUAAAGCCGCUGAAGAAUGCACAGAAACAACCGAUCUCAUCCGUAAAAAGACACACGCCGAGGCCUCUACGAAGGCAGGUCUCCCUGAACGGACCUCUUCAGAGUUCCUUCCGCCUUUUGCAGCUUUCUUCCCCGGAUGGAAGUCGGGACUUUUUGUGUUCUGGAGUGGCCAUCGACUCUCCAGUUAAGCCCCAGGUCUGUGCCUUCCCCAUUCUUCCCGGGUUUCAUCCAAAAAAUCCUAGGCACUCAUCAGUAGACUCUCGAAAUCUGUCUCUCUUCACGGGGCUUCGCGAAUGGCCGUGUCGGCUGUUUCGUCUCUUCUCAACCAAGGCGCAGGUCGUCGGCACAGAAAAAGGAAACAGUGAAGAACGCCGUCUUCGCCUGCAAGCUGUGCUCGACGGAGGUGCGAGCUGUGUGAGAAACUUCUCAAUUAUUGCACACAUCGACCACGGAAAAAGCACUUUAAGUGACCGGCUUCUCGAGCUCACUGGAACAAUCAGCCAAGGCGCGAAGGCGCAGUUCCUCGACUCUCUAGAAGUCGAGACAACGCGCGGAAUCACCGUCAAGGCGCAGACGUGCUCUCUGCUGUACAGACACCCGAAGACGGGCGUCGACUACCUUCUGAAUCUGAUUGACACACCUGGCCACAGCGAUUUUUCUCAUGAAGUCACGCGAGGCCUCACCGUGUGCCAAGGAGCGGUUCUGCUGGUCGACGGGCUACAAGGAAUUCAGGCUCAGACCAUCUCUCACUUUGGUAGGACCCGCCGGCAGAAUCUGGAGCGUCUUCUUGUGGCGAUAAACAAGGUGGAUCUCCCUGCUGUCCCAGAGCAGAUUCCAAGUGUGAAGGCAUCGAUUGCGGCGUUGACAGGCGAGAAAGAAGAAGAUGUUCUUGCUGUCUCUGCUAAGACUGGCCAAGGAAUCGACGACCUGUUGCAGGCGAUUGUGGAGCGAAUCCCUCCUCCCGAAGGAAAAGAAAAUGCGCCUGUGAAGGGCCUCAUUUUCGACAGCUGGUUCGAUGCCAAGAAGGGCAUUGUCCAACUCGUCGCUCUCAAGGAGGGCGUCUUGAAGCCUCGCAUGACGCUGGUCGCGGCCCAUGCACGCAAAGCCAUUCAAGUUAAGGAAGUCGGCAUCCUCCACCCGUUCAUGACUCCAACGAAAGCGCUGAAGGCUGGCCAGGUUGGCUACAUUUGCUCGAAUAUAAAGCGAACGCAGGACGCAUGCGUUGGCGACACGGUUUUCCCGCAGAACCAGAUCGGAGAGCCUCUGCCGUGCUUCGGACCCCCAAAGUGCACUGUAUACGCAGGCGUCUAUCCCGAGCAGGCGGCGGACUACGAGAAGUUGCAGGUGGCGGUAGGAAGGCUGCUCCUCACCGACCCUGCAGUGGAGGCGAAGGCCGAAGUGAGUGCAGCUCUCGGUCAGGGAUUUCGGUGUGGAUUUCUCGGAAUUCUUCACCUGGAUGUCUUCAAGGAAAGAUUAAAAACCGAACACGGCGUGAGUGUCUUGGUCACGUCGCCAACUGUGCCUUACCACGUGACUCCGAAGAAGAAGGGACAGCCGAAACGCGUUGUCUGCUCUGCGUCGGACUUUCCAGACUUCUUCGAACAAGUCGAGGAACCGAUGGUCGAGGCGACACUUGUCGUCCCGCUGAAAUCUGUUCCGGCAAUCCAGCAACUCUGCAUGGAGCGUCGAGGUGAAGAACUGAGAUACGAGUGCAUGCCGAUGCACACAAGCUCAAACGAUUCAAAUCCUCAACAAGACAGCGUCCUCCUUGUCUACCGCAUUCCUCUUGCGGAAGUCAUUCUUGACUUCUUCGAUCGUCUACAGGCUGUCACAAGCGGUCUUGUCUCUUUCGAUUACAUAGAUGCCGGACUGGCCCCUGCAGACAUCGUUAAAGUUGGAUUUCUAUUCAACGGCGAGCGCGUCGAUGCCCUCAGCUUCCUGGCGCAGAGGAGCAGAGCGAGAGAGCAAGGAAUUGCUUACACCCAGCGUCUCGCGAAACUCAUUCCGCCGCAUCAGUUUGAUGUUGCGAUUCAGUGCGUGUUGAACGGCAAAGUGAUUGCGCGAGAGACGGUGAGAGCGGCGAAGAAAGACGUUUUGGCCAAGUGCUACGGAGGAGAUAUGACCCGGAAAAUGAAGCUUUUGGAGAAAGAAAAGGAGAGGAAGAAAAAACUCAGAAGUAUUUCGAACGUCCGAGUCCCUGCAGAAGCAUUCCUCCAACUCCUCAAACUCUAGCCUCUCUUGAAGAAAUCACUUUUCAGUCUGCACCGGAUGCUUCGUCUAUAGGGAUAUCUGUAAUACCUCUGUACAUUACCUGCGUUCAUAUAUAUCUAUAUGCGUUUUUCUUUCUGUUUACUUUUGUCAAUGCCUGCUGUAUCCAGCCGCCUUUCACUAUGCAGCAGUGCCUCUAUCUCUAGAUCUGUGCCUGUUUGUGUCUACGCUUUCUCCACGACUAUCUGUGCAGGGGCUGCCUAUAAAUAUAUAUAUAUAUAUAUAUCAUAUUUGCGUAUGUUUAUUUCUGCGUUUAUACUUGCAUGUGCGUUACUGUGGUUGUUUGUAUAUCUGUCCAUCUGUCUUUAUCUCCCUCGCUGUAUCUGUCACUGCUUAUCGUCACGUCCAACUCUCUCCAUACCUCUAUGCCUUUACUCAUGUAAACUAAACACCCCCUGUCUGCCUCGUUCAGUAUAUUUGCCUAUCAAAACAAUUUUGUAUAUCUCUGUAAGCCUUUUAGGUUUACGCAUACGCAAAAGAAUGUGAACAUGUUUAGAGAGUGGAUGCACAUCUCUGUAGAGAUUUCUCUCUGAACAUUUUUGUCGCCUUUGGCGGCAAGUGUGCGAAUGCGCCUGUGUACGCAUCGCUUCAUUUUCAUCUUUGGUUUUAGCGUUGCCUCGCAGUCGAUCAGUGUACGUCUCUCUCUCUACCUAGCGCUGUAUAUGAAGCGUCCCCUUGGGUCUCUCUCGAUUUUUUUACGAUUUGGUGGCUGUACACUCCUGUGAAGAGUGUGCACAGGCUCCGGUGAUCAUGCCAAUUGCUGUUUUUCCGGAAACGUCCAGUUUCACCUUCAGACAGCAACAUUCUUUCAACGUUUUUCCUUUCUCGCUGAGGCGCGCCUUUUCACUGCCCAUUUUCUCGCUCAACUUUGUUCCUCAUUUGCUGG